UCCACGUCAGUUUCAUCUUCAUAAAGUGUAAUCGACUUCUGGCUAACUAGCUAGUUAGGUAGCUAACAGCACAUGCAAUACAUCUCCUUUGCUGUUUAGCUACCUAUACCUAGAGCAACAAUCUCUACAGAUAUGUCAUUACUCGAUUCCGAUGACAGCUACGAUUUCGUCUUUAAAAUAGUUUUAGUGGGAGAUGUCGGAGUGGGCAAAACUUGUGUGGUUCAGCGUUUCAAGACAGGUAUAUUUAUCGAGAGACAAGGAAAUACAAUUGGGGUGGAUUUUACGAUGAAGACAAUAGAUAUUCAAGGGAAAAGAGUCAAGCUGCAGAUCUGGGACACAGCUGGACAGGAGCGUUUCCGUACCAUUACGCAGAGUUACUACCGCAGCACCAAUGGUGCCAUCAUCACCUAUGACAUCACCAAAAAGGCCUCCUUCAUGUCUGUGCCCAAGUGGAUGGAGGAUGUGAAGAAGUACGGAGGCUCCAACAUUGUCCCUCUUUUAGUUGGCAAUAAAUCUGACUUGGCCGAGAUGCGUGAAGUUCCCUUUGAGGAUGCCCAAACAAUGGCACACCAGCUGGAAUUCAUCCAUGCCAUAGAAACAUCGGCAAAGGAUUCCAGCAAUGUGGACGAGGCCUUCAACAAAAUGGCUGCAGAACUCAUCCUUAGGCACGGUGGGCCAAUGUUCAAUGAGAAUGUGACAGACAGUUUCAAACUCAACAGCAAGGAUGUGGCUGCCGAGGGCUGGGGAUGUGGAUGUUGAUGGAUGUCCAUAGUGAUGUUAUGGAGAUGCGGAUGUUUAUGUCACCCCCCUCGAGUAAACACCUGUAGCUGAACUGGCAGGACAAGUUAACCUGUGCAAUACAUCAACUUUACAUGGAUUUAAUUCUGUUAUACUAUUUUUCCAGGGACCAGUUUCAGGAAUAGUUUGCAGUUUAGCAGCAGCUGCCUCUCAGUUUAAGCAAAAUAGACGUGAGGGAGAUGCCACAUAAUGGCCAGUACAAACAUGUCAUGAUCAACACACAGUUUUGGAGACCAGUUGCACGGGGGCAGAUGAACUGUAGCAAUGGUGAUACAUUUAGAUAAAACUGUGUAAACAUAAACAAUCUCAAAUAAUGAUUCUCAACCACAGACAGGACAGAAAAGACUGUUUGCCACACUAUGAUUCCCCCAACCAGCCAGAGAGUGCCACAUUUAUAGAACUGUCCAUAUUGGGUUUUCAUUUUAAGAAAACCACUUAAAAGAGAAAAACAAACAAUCCAAAGCAGGUCUAUCUGAAGUCUCAUUUGUAAACUGAAGGGAAGCUUAAUACAUGUGGUGGUGGAGUAUUUUUAUAUUUGAUCAAUGAAGAAUAUCAGGAAGUGUUUUUACAAUACUGUAUGGGUAGGUGCAGUAAUUGUGUACGUUUGUGGUCCUGUGAAAGAGCUUGUAGCAGAAAUAGUAAUCUCUAUUUCUUAAGCUGAAUCUGAAGUUGCCAUUUUCAAAACAAUGUUUUCAAAAAGGAAUGAGAACAAAAUGUAUGCAACUGAAUUAAUAGGCAUGUCAUGGGCAUAUAGGUAACACAUGUUGAUUAGGUUUUCCUGAGAAGUUUUGCAUUUUGUCUCAAUAGCAGUAUCUUUAUCAGUCUGUGCCAUUGAUAUCUCUUUCUUGAUGACAAUCUGAACAGUUUUACUUAUACACAGUCCUUACUUUCAUGAUACUUAUCACAAAGAGCAGCAGACUUUCCAUCAUCCUGGCUAAAGUCCUAAUCAGGCUGUUUCGGUCUGUCCAGCCAAUAAUCCCGGUGGAUUGAUGGAUUAAUAAUUUUCAGAUAAUGUGUGGUGAGCACUAUGGUGUAAAAUGUCUGCCAUGCGUCACCCAGGUGGGUGCUGUACAUUGGUGGGGGUUGAGGUGUUGUCCCCACACACAUAUACACACUCUCACUGUAAAAUGUCUUGAAAUUCAUGAAAAGCACCAUAUUAAUGCAAUCCAUUCUUAUUGUAAGCAUCAUUCUGUUUUAGGCUGGCAGUGAGGAGGUUUUUGAAUACAUGUCGAUAUCCCUAACAUGCAGUGUAUGUGGAUCAGUUUUAGUGAUACACUGUCCAUCUCAUAAAAGGAAGUGACGUGAGAUCUGUAGGAUUAAUGAUAACUGAAUUCAUCUCUGAGACGUGUCUCUCUGACAGUUAAAUUUCAAGAUUGUCACAUAGAGGGAGGCCCUCUCAUAGUGUAGGAGGGCAGCCCACAGCUUCAGUAGAGUGCAGGAGGGCAGCCCAUCGCCUCUCUAGAGUGCAAGAGGGCAGCCCACACCGUCUGUAGGAGCAUACUGUUCAAGCCCAGUGUCAUUGGCCUAUUUUUUACCUAGAGGCAGUUUCUUCCACAAAUCUGUACCCUGCAACCUGACAUCUCACUUUUGCUUCUGUGGUCCAGAGAUGGUGUCAUUUUCUUACUGCUUUCUGGUUGGCAGGCUGAAAAUUGUUACUCUGGUAUGAGGAUAGCUGCAUUUCUCAAUAGGAGAGGAUGAGAUACUCCUAUCAGGGGUAGAUAUAAGCAGAUGUCACUUUUAAUUGCUGUCAUUACGGAAACAUGGUUUUGAUCGCUUGCAGAUACAAAAGUAUUGUUUUAGUUAUGAUUAGUAUAACUAUUACAUGCAAUGGUUCUGAAGUUGUCUAUUAAUCAUUGUCAAGUCUGGAUGCCAGGUGACAGGUCACUUCAUAGGUACAGGAGGCUCACACUUUUCUCCUCAGUAAUUUGUCUGAAAUAUCUUACCUGAGGCACUAUAAAGUGGUAUAGGGUCAGAUACACAAGUGGUAUUUGUCUCCAUCUAGAACUGACCUUUGAGUGUACAUCACAGCAGGGUAGAGAGUAAAAUCACACGGGAUAACAUCUUAGACAUAAACUGAAGAUACAAAGAGAAGAUCUUCAACACCUUAUCUACAGAAAAACUAAAACUGGGUGUUUUUUUUUUUUUUUUUUACAAAAACAAUUACAACAGUAUGCUCUACAUUCUGGAAUGAAGGAGUGGAGUGCUGCAGUGAACUUUUUUAUUUUUUAUUUUC
Molecule: messenger RNA, 3031 nt
Organism: Megalops cyprinoides (Indo-Pacific tarpon)
Lineage: Eukaryota; Metazoa; Chordata; Actinopteri; Elopiformes; Megalopidae
Gene: rab43
Product: RAB43, member RAS oncogene family
Exons: 3
Coding region: 133-759 (208 amino acids)
Cellular component (GO): trans-Golgi network
Molecular function (GO): GTP binding; GTPase activity
Source: RefSeq, a predicted model, not a curated record